Tupaia belangeri chinensis (Chinese tree shrew) is the source of this 1626-nucleotide messenger RNA. RefSeq names its product coronin 2B (gene CORO2B). Gene Ontology annotation, molecular function: actin filament binding. The transcript is spliced from 11 exons. The record is from RefSeq and is a predicted model, not a curated record. Bases 6 to 1433 code for a protein of 475 amino acids. NCBI's taxonomy places the organism in Eukaryota, Metazoa, Chordata, Mammalia, Scandentia, Tupaiidae.
CACAGAUGUCCUGGCGACCGCAGUACCGCAGCUCCAAGUUCCGGAAUGUCUACGGGAAGGUGGCCAACCGGGAGCACUGCUUCGACGGGAUCCCCAUCACCAAGAAUGUGCACGAUAACCACUUCUGUGCCGUCAACGCCCGCUUCCUGGCCAUCGUCACCGAGAGCGCGGGGGGCGGCUCCUUCCUGGUCAUCCCCCUGGAGCAGACCGGCAGGAUCGAACCCAACUACCCCAAGGUCUGCGGCCACCAGGGCAAUGUACUGGACAUCAAAUGGAACCCCUUCAUCGACAACAUCAUUGCCUCAUGCUCGGAGGACACGUCGGUGCGGAUCUGGGAGAUCCCCGAGGGCGGGCUGAAGCGGAACAUGACGGAGGCGCUCCUGGAGCUGCACGGGCACAGCCGGCGUGUGGGGCUGGUGGAGUGGCACCCCACCACCAACAACAUCCUGUUCAGCGCCGGCUACGACUACAAGGUGCUCAUCUGGAACCUGGACGUGGGCGAGCCGGUGAAGAUGAUCGACUGCCACACGGACGUGAUCCUCUGCAUGUCCUUCAACACCGACGGCAGCCUGCUCACCACCACGUGCAAGGACAAGAAGCUGCGUGUGAUCGAGCCCCGCUCCGGCCGCGUUCUGCAGGAGGCGAACUGCAAAAACCACAGAGUGAACCGAGUGGUGUUCCUGGGGAACAUGAAGCGGCUCCUCACCACGGGGGUCUCCAGGUGGAACACACGGCAGAUCGCCCUGUGGGACCAGGAGGAUCUGGCCAUGCCCCUGAUCGAGGAGGAAAUCGAUGGGCUGUCGGGCCUCCUGUUCCCCUUCUACGAUGCUGACACCCACAUGCUGUACCUGGCUGGAAAGGGGGACGGAAACAUCCGGUACUACGAGAUCAGCACGGAGAAGCCCUACCUGAGUUACCUCAUGGAGUUCCGCUCCCCUGCCCCGCAGAAAGGCCUGGGGGUCAUGCCCAAGCAUGGACUGGAUGUGUCGGCCUGCGAGGUGUUCCGCUUCUACAAGCUGGUGACGCUCAAGGGCCUGAUCGAGCCCAUCUCCAUGAUCGUGCCCCGGAGGUCGGAUUCCUACCAGGAGGACAUCUACCCCAUGACACCAGGCACGGAGCCAGCUCUGACCCCAGACGAAUGGCUGGGCGGCAUCAACCGAGAUCCCGUGUUGAUGUCUUUGAAAGAAGGUUAUAAGAAGUCCUCAAAGAUGGUAUUUAAGGCUCCCAUCAAAGAAAAGAAGAGCGUUGUGGUCAAUGGAAUAGAUUUAUUAGAAAAUGUCCCACCCAGGACAGAGAACGAGCUCCUCCGAAUGUUCUUCCGGCAGCAGGAUGAGAUCCGGCGGCUGAAGGAGGAGCUGGCCCAGAAGGACGUCCGCAUCCGGCAGCUGCAGCUGGAACUGAAGAACUUGCGCAACAGCCCCAAGAACUGCUAGCCCCGCGGCUGUGUGCGAGCCAGUCUCUCCGCUCCUGUCGUCCCUUCCUGUCCCCUUACCCAGUGGCCCCAGAGACAGAAUCAGGACUGGAGCUGGGGCCAGCCUGUGGACCCCUCCUGCCACCUCGACAACUGGAAGCCGACCUUUGACCUCCUGACCUCACGCUAAUCGAAGUCCCUGGCCUCUCCUGGAG